AUGUUCAUUCAUUCUGCGCAGCUCAUCGCCCUGCUGACGACGGCGUUGCAGGCCUGGUUCACGUUGCCCAUGUCCACGGGUGGCCUGACUCUGCUUCUGUCCCCAGAAAUGCAGCCACAUACAUUCAGAGGCCUGCAGACCAUCGGAAAAGUCGUCUACAUAAUUGAUCUGGUGAUUUUCACCUCCCUUGUCGCCGCCAUAAGCUACCGCUUUAUACGCUGGCCGAAGACGCUGCCGCGGAGCUUAUCGCAACCGAGGGAAAGUAUGUUCGUGUGCACAAUGUUCCUCUCUUUGGCGAGUAUCAUUGCCGCAAUCGCGCGCUACGGCAUUCCAUCCUGCGGUCCUUGGCUGGUGGUCACCUACCGGGUAUUGUUUUGGAUCUACUUUGCCGUCACCUUCUGUGUUGCGGUCGUAUUCUAUCUCUGGCUCUUUAUCAGUGCCGAACUGCAGGUGGAGAACAUGACCCCCGCGUGGGACCUGCCCAUCUUUCCGUUCAUGCUGUCCGGCACGAUCGCAGCGACAGGGGCGAGUCUGCAACCGCGGGCCCACGCGAUCGCGAUGAUCGUGGGCGGGACGACGGCCCAAGGGCUCGGUUUCUUUAUCAGUAUCCUCAUGUUUGCGAUGUACAUGCGGAGGAUGAUCGAGUAUGGCCUGCCCAGCACGUCUUCUCGGCCCGCGAUGUUCAUCGCGGUGGGUCCGCCUGCAUUCACUUCGCUUGCAAUCAUCGGCAUGGCUAACGCCUAUCCCACCGCGUACGAGUACUUCGGGCCAGGGCAAACGACCCUCCAAGUCGUGAAAGUCAUCGCGACGGUGACGUCGAUCUUUAUGUGGAGCCUGUCCUUUUGGUUCUUCUGCAUCGCGGCUCUGACAUGCCUGCUAGCCGCCAGGGAGAUGCGCUUUUCCUUGAACUGGUGGGCAUUCGUCUUUCCGAACGUUGGAUUCACGAUCGCCACGAUCACAAUCGGCAGAGAAUUGCAAAGCCAGGGUAUAUUGUGGGUGGGCAGCAUUGCCACGAUUCUGAUGGUGAUCCUGUAUUUGUUUAUCGCAGUCAUGCAUAUUAGGGCUGUUCUCACUCGGCAAAUUUUGUUCAAGGGCCAAGACGAGGAUGUACCUGAGGAAGAAGCGCGGCCCAAGAAGACUGAAAAGGUCAAAAUUGAUGCAGAAGAUCAAUGCUGA
Messenger RNA from Penicillium chermesinum, 1176 nucleotides. RefSeq names its product tellurite-resistance/dicarboxylate transporter family protein. The record is from RefSeq and is a predicted model, not a curated record. Lineage: Eukaryota; Fungi; Ascomycota; Eurotiomycetes; Eurotiales; Aspergillaceae. The transcript has a single exon. Gene Ontology annotation, cellular component: membrane. Bases 1 to 1176 code for a protein of 391 amino acids. Gene Ontology annotation, biological process: malate transmembrane transport. Gene Ontology annotation, molecular function: malate transmembrane transporter activity.